Pollicipes pollicipes is the source of this 1338-nucleotide messenger RNA. Its product is annotated as radial spoke head 10 homolog B-like. NCBI's taxonomy places the organism in Eukaryota, Metazoa, Arthropoda, Thecostraca, Pollicipedomorpha, Pollicipedidae. Bases 1 to 1338 code for a protein of 445 amino acids. The transcript has 3 exons. The record is from RefSeq and is a predicted model, not a curated record.
AUGGCCAUGAACGCAAAGGGCACACACGUGUGGCAGACGCACCAGCUUGACCCAGUGCAGCACCCGCGCUACAACAGCUACGAGGGCGAGUUCCGGACGGGCGAGCGCCACGGCCAGGGUGUGUUUCACUACGCCUCGGACGCAACCUUUACCGGCCGCUGGGGCCACAACCUGAAACAAGGCUCUGGCGUCUACGUGGACGUGGUGCAGGCCAAGACCAUGCAGGACUUCAUCGACGACAAGGUGAUGUACGUAUGCGAGACAAGCGAGGAGACGGGCACCACGAUGUGCGUGUACAGCGAUCUCCGCGACUUCGAACAUCUGCUGAAGCCUACGUACCAGCUGGACAUGGGGCCACUGCUGCAGGGUCUGCCGGAGGCGCAGCGCGAGCUCAUCUCAGAGCAGGUGUGGAUCGUGCUGCGCCGGCACAUAUCUGAGUUGCGCCGCAUCUACAACUACUACAGCGGCCUGGGUACCAGUGACCUCAAGGACAAGAGCUACGUGGCCAUGACGCAGCUGCAGUGGUGGCAGAUGAUGCGCGAUUGCGACGUCCACCUGUCGGGGGUGCCGGCCCAGGUGCUGAUGGGUAUCCCAAUGCUGGCCUGUGGCACUGGUCACCCGCUGGCCGUGGUCCACUUCCAUGAGUACCUGCUCAUGUUCCUGCUUCUGGCUGACAUUCUGUACACGAGCGAGCAGGACUGGCAGCUGGCCGAGCGGGUCGGCCGCUUCAUCGAGCAGGUGGUGCUGGUAAGGGACGCGCGCGUCAUCAGCGGCCUGACCGUGACGCUGCCGCUCAGUCAGCGGCCGCUGGCACCGCAGCUGGAGCAGCUGUACGAGGUGUUCCAGCUGCUGCAGCCUGCCACGGUGCGCGACGCCGUGUGCCGACUGGGCACGGGUCGCGUGCCCGAGUUUCCAGCCGUGCGCGCAGCGGUGAUCCUGCGCGCGGCGCGCCAGGUCGUGCCGCUCAUGGUGGUCGAGGACUCGCUCGACAUGGAGCUGGAGCUCACAUUCCUCGACUUCUGCGAGGUUCUGCUACUCAGCCGACAGAUGCACGCCGAGCAGCGCCGAUCUGCGCAGCGGCCGCCACCCCCGCGCGCCCGCCGUCCCUCCCGACCACUCUAUGAGCGAGUCGUGCCCACAUACGCACUGCUCCAGUACAAACAGCGGCUGUUGGCGUCCCUCCGUGAGCUCGCCGCGCCACCGCCAAAGAAGCAGCCGGCCACUAGGAACACGGCCAGGGGGGCCAAGCGCGCCGACAAGAAGUCCAGCAUCGGCUCCCAGUUGCCGCAGAAGGACAAGGACAAGAUUUCGGCCAUGAAGAUGAGCAAGAAGUCCUGA